Messenger RNA from Chenopodium quinoa (quinoa), 1204 nucleotides. RefSeq lists its product as uncharacterized. The transcript has 4 exons. The record is from RefSeq and is a predicted model, not a curated record. The coding region runs from base 1 to 504 and encodes 167 amino acids. Lineage: Eukaryota; Viridiplantae; Streptophyta; Magnoliopsida; Caryophyllales; Amaranthaceae.
AUGAAAGGACUGUUUGUUUGGUAUUAUGCGAGUGCCAAUGUGCUUCGAAGGGAGUUUAAACAUGGCGGUCUCGUUUUAGAUUGUUGCUUUCAUGAUGAUACAUCUGUUUUCAGUGCCCGUGGUGAUUCCACUGUUCGACGUAAGACACAUGGAAUGGGAGUUGCGCGCAAGUUGAAGUCCUACCGCAGAAGGCAAAGGUGGGCUGACAAGUCAUACAAGAAGUCACAUCUUGGAAAUGAGUGCAAGAAGCCAUUUGUUGGCUCUUCCCAUGCUAAGGGCAUUGUUUUGGAAAAGAUUUGUUUAAGAUGGAAAUGUGAGUGUUGGAAUGUGGGUGGAAAAUUUCAACUGCACAAAACCAGUGGAAUACGUUCAAAGCCUCAAGUUCUGUCAGUUUGGAUGUAUAGAAGAUUAUUACACUGCUCAUUACUAAUCUCCGAAACAGAUGAUCUGUCUAUGAGCAAGUUGCAACAGCUAGGCCGCCCAGUUUGCUGUAACAUAAGAUGAUAGUGAUUUACAGGGAAGCCGGCUGCCCUGUUUGCUGAUCGUCGAAUAGAUGGCAAAUUUUUGAAGCCAAAUAUCAGUUUCCCCUUUUGGAUUAUUUUGACAUUGUUAAAUUGCUGGUUGCAUAGUGUUUUUUCUUUCUUUUUUUUUUUUUUUUUUUUUGUUAGAUUAGUAUCUAAUACUCUCUCCUUAUACUUUCUUAUCAGGUAUUACGAGGUGGGUGAAUAGCGUCCUGGAAGCUCAUCGUGGACUAUAGAUUAACUGAGGGUGAUUUUUGUCCGUGAAAGACCUUGAGUGUCUUCUGAAAUAUUUUCCAGCCCUUUGCUUCAGGAUCUCUUUCGACAUACCUUCAGCAAUUGGAGUACUUAAAAUGGGACUUGCUCCUGAAUGUUCACUUAAAAUUUUCUUUGAGGUUGUCAUUCUUGUAGAUUUAUGCAGUUGUGCUUAGCUCACAUCACCGCUCGUUAGCUUCUACGUACCUAGCACAGCUUCCCAUCAAAGAACAACCUGUUCUAGUGAGUUGUAAACUUGUAACUUGUGCGCAAGUCUCCUUUUACAUAUGUUGUAUUCAUAUUAUUGUACACUGGUUUUCUUACUUUGACUUCCAUGUCUAUCAAUUUUCUUCAUAUUUUUACAAUUUAUUUAAACACACAUUUGUUGUUUAUUGUAUAAUAUACCCUGGUGGCUUGGUUGUUGCUGUUUA